Messenger RNA from Penicillium alfredii, 1200 nucleotides. RefSeq names its product GPI-anchored transamidase. Gene Ontology annotation, biological process: protein localization to cell surface; attachment of GPI anchor to protein; proteolysis. Gene Ontology annotation, molecular function: GPI-anchor transamidase activity. The transcript has a single exon. Gene Ontology annotation, cellular component: GPI-anchor transamidase complex. Lineage: Eukaryota; Fungi; Ascomycota; Eurotiomycetes; Eurotiales; Aspergillaceae. The coding region runs from base 1 to 1200 and encodes 399 amino acids. The record is from RefSeq and is a predicted model, not a curated record.
AUGGCUCUGCUCUUCCGCUUUUUGCAGGUUCUCUCCCUCCUGCUGCUCGCCGGCGCUGUCGCCGCUGAGCAUACCUCGAACUGGGCGGUGCUGGUGUCCACCUCGCGAUUCUGGUUCAACUACCGCCAUCUCGCCAAUGUUCUCUCGCUGUACCGGACCGUCAAGCGCCUCGGCAUUCCCGACUCGCAGAUCAUCCUCAUGCUCCCCGACGACAUGGCCUGCAACCCCCGCAACGCCUUCCCGGGCACGGUAUACAGCAAUGCGGACCGCGCCGUUGAUCUUUACGGUGACAACAUCGAGGUGGACUACCGUGGCUAUGAGGUGACCGUGGAGAACUUCAUCCGACUGUUGACGGACCGCCUUGAUGAGGACGUACCGCGCAGUAAGCGCCUGGGCUCGGAUGCUGGUAGUAACGUGCUGGUUUACAUGACUGGGCACGGAGGCGACCAGUUCCUGAAGUUCCAGGACGCCGAGGAAAUCGGGGCGUGGGAUCUGGCGGACGCGUUUGGCCAGAUGUGGGAGAAGAAGCGCUACCACGAACUGCUGUUCAUGAUCGAUACGUGCCAGGCCAACACCAUGUACACCCAUUUCUACUCGCCCAAUAUCGUCGCCACGGGCUCCAGUGAGAUUGACCAGUCCUCAUACUCCCACCACGCGGACAACGAUGUCGGCGUCGCCGUCAUCGACCGCUGGACCUACUAUGUGCUGGAGUUCCUCGAGACCCAAGUGACGAGCGCCACGUCAAAAUUAACCCUGGGCGAUUUGUUUGACUCGUACGAUGAGUCUAAAAUCCACUCGCAACCGGGUGUCCGGUGGGAUCUCUUCCCCGGCGGCGAGCAGGAAGGCCGCCUCCGGACUGUGGUGGACUUCUUCGGCAACGUCCAAAAUGUGGAGGUCGAGAACGCGAAUGCGACAGACCCUGGUUCCCUCAAGGAAGAUCUUGCUGAGAUUGCGCAGCUGGUUGAAAAAUGGCGCAAGCGCGACGAAGAAUACUCUGCUAUUCUUGGCGACUCAUCCAAGAAUCACACUGCGGAUGCGCCCUCAUCUCAUUCCUUGCAUUUGGCCCCAAAGAAAACGGUUGGGCCGACCAAGAUGGCCGAGGACAACAGCUGGAGCAAGCGGCUGGUCGGACUGUCUGUCGUGGGCGCAUGUACCGCCAUCUGGGUCGCAGGGUCUAUCUUAGGUCACUCAUCGGUCUAG